This is a messenger RNA of Dictyostelium purpureum, 465 nucleotides long. RefSeq lists its product as uncharacterized. Bases 1 to 465 code for a protein of 154 amino acids. The record is from RefSeq and is a predicted model, not a curated record. Lineage: Eukaryota; Evosea; Eumycetozoa; Dictyosteliales; Dictyosteliaceae. The transcript has 2 exons.
AUGGCAGAACCACAAGCAUCUCCAAAAUCACAAUCAACACCAUACCCAAGUAACUUUGCCCCCGCAUACCGUUAUAAAUCAAAUCCACCACCACAACCAAAACCAGCACCAAUACUAAAACCAAUUCCAAUUUCACCAACAAUACCAAACUCGCCAUACCCAUACAAUUUUGUUCCAUCAUACAGAUAUCAAAAAGUUUCAACAUCUACACCAUUAUCAACAACAACCAAAUCAGAAACCAGUUCAUCUUCAAGUUUUAACUUAUCUGGUAAUCCAACAGAUAAAAAAGAAUCAACAACAAAUAUUUUUGGCGGAAAAACCUCACCUUAUCAAAUCAAUCAACUAAAACAUGAAAACAAUCUAUUAAAAGAUCAAUUAAAAUCAUUAAAACAACAAGAUAGAGAUAAAGAGGAACUAUUAAAUCAAAUUGAAAAAAUAUUAAAUCAAGAUAAUAAAGAUUAUUAG